Messenger RNA from Coturnix japonica (Japanese quail), 4971 nucleotides. NCBI's taxonomy places the organism in Eukaryota, Metazoa, Chordata, Aves, Galliformes, Phasianidae. The record is from RefSeq and is a predicted model, not a curated record.
UGCCUUGGUUGGGGCUUUUGUAGGCUCUCCUUGUGCCAUCUUGUAGAGGCUGCUGUGUAAGCCUUGUUGCCAGAGCUCUUGCUUGCUUUCUUUUAGUGCUUUUCUACGAAAUAAAAGUAGUCAGAGGGCCUGUUGGAAGGUGCUUAGUGUUGUGUGGGAGCUGUAGCGUUCAUGAGUGGUUAUACAGAACUAAUGGACUAACUCGGCGCCUCACUUGUGCUGAGGUGGUUAUUAAAAGCACCUCACCUUUGCUGAGGUGGUUAUUAAAAGUGUACUUGCUUCUUUCUGUUGUUUCAGUGCCUAUAGUUUGGCUUUGAGUCCUGGAUAACCUACAAAAUAAAAGGACUGAUAAGUACAAGCCGAAAGAUACCAUCUUUAUGAUGUCUUUGAGGCAAGAUUUAGAGCAGUGUGACUGCUUGCAUAAGGCUGACCCUUGGGGCGUGAUCUGUAUAUCGUGAAGUUUCAAGUAGGCCAAGUGAUACCUUUAAAAAUGAAGGGUAAAGUACCCUUAAUACGAGAAUUUUAUAUUCUCUUCGCUGCUUUUGCAUUUCUUUGCUCUGCUGAGUGUGGUUUUUGGUUUAUUUUGGAGCACCACAAGGUGGUGCUUGCAAUGGGGUAACAAAUGAAGUGGCGAUGUGAAAGUAAUAAUUACACGCAGACCAUUGCUGCGUUAAUGCUGCCAAAGAAUAGACUCAGUACCACAUUGAUGUUUCUUUCAGGUGCCUGAUAUUUGGCUCACAAUAGUGAGAUACUUUACUAGGGGAAGGCAAAUUCAUCCUGCCAUGCUCAAGGGGAAUGGCAGCCUUAAUUGUGUGCAAAGGGAACACUAGGUUAUUACUUUAAAACCACAUUAAUGUAUUUAGAAGCAUAGCUGAGUGCGAGCUCCCCAAUCUAAAACAGUAGUUUUCCUUAAGCUUCUCAGAAAAGGAACUGCUUCAUCACUGUUGUGUGUGGGAGUCUGAGCUGGUCUGAGGCCAGCAAAGGUCACCUUCAGAGUUCCUGGGAAGAAAUAACAACAACAGAAUCGUCAGCUGGCAAUAUAUAAAUGAUGAGAGGAACAGGGAAUCUUAGGCACAGAAGUCUGUUCUGGAAGCUAAAUAAGGUGUGAAUGUGGAGUUCUAGGGCAGAUUAGAAUUUCUCAUUGAAGAGACUUAUAAAUAAAGUACCUGUAAAAAUGUACCUCAGGUUCUGCUGGGGUGCUGGUACUCAGCCUGCCUUCAGAUCUACUUGACUGGGAGGAAUAAAGAGUGGGGUACAGAGAUUGCAAAGAAAAAAAAUCUCUAAGUUAUGAGGAAACGAAGAAUGUGGGAAUGAGUGAAACUAAAUGAUGGCAGACAGAAAGUAACAGCACCAGAAUAAAGCAAAACAAACAGUAAUGCAGAACCAUAAGCUUUACUUUAAUAGGGAAAUAGGAGAAAAAGGCAUUGGUGAUAGGAACCUGAGCCUUAACACAGCGAGAGAUGAUACAGCAUGAAGUGAUCCAGCCCUGGCCAGGAAGACCCCACCUCUUCUCUCUGCUAGAUGUCGCGGGAUGUAUUUUGCAUGGAGCAUUUGCCUGCUAACCCAGGGUGAGGGCUGCCACCUAAUUAAAUAAUCUUCUGUCCUGACCCUUCAAAGGCUAUAAGCAGCUUUUCCCAGCAAAGCAGCUGUCAGGCGUGGGGCCCUACAGAACUGUUUGGAGCUCCUACACGUUUCCAAAACGAGAACUGCCAAAGAGCUUGUCAUCCUUGUGAGAGAAAGCUCCCUCGUGUGGAUGAGAAGAACCGCUGCAGUGAUGAGCUGCAAUGCUGGGGCCUCGCACUAGUGUGUAUCCCAAAGUAUAUGUAUUUCAAGAAUAUCAAGUGAUUUUGGGGAUCUUUCUUUGGUUUGGAUUCCUUGGCUCAAAGCUAUCUGAUUUAUCAAGUACAGCUGCACACCUCUACCUCUCGACACUAAAUGUUUUUCAUGAUGUUGGAAGGAGACCCUGAGGUCCUGUCCUGAGUUGCUUUGAAUGUAUUGAAGCUACAUAUCUGAACAGGAGUGCUGGUCUUCAGUUUUGCUAUGGACUUAUCUAGCUAUGAGCUCCCUCGAUCCUGAUCUAUAGACUGACCACCUGGCUUGACUUCAGCCUGCUCCUGUGGAGGUGCUGUGGGUUGUGUCAUGCAUCAUCCUCACUGAGACAGCAGAGGGCGCAGCAUCAUUAAUCAAGCAAAGGCUUCCCUGCUUACUGCCAAACCCUACCUGCUUGUGCCUCAGGAAUCAGGCUUCAAAGGUGGGAUGAAGCAACAGAACUAGCAAGUUAGAAACUUGUAGAGGUCCUUUUUGUAAGCAUGAAGCCAUACAAUACAUGACCUUCCACUGUUUUGCCACAGAUAAUGUAUUUCUGGAGUGCUCUUUCUUCAUUGGGAUUAGGCUUUAAAGUGCUCAUUUAAUUUCCGAGGACACUGUCAUCAAGGCUGGCGGUGCUUGAUAGAGUUGAGCAUUUUGUUGUGCUGUUGCCUGUUCUAUCAGAGGCAACCUAUAAAUACACUCGAGCUUCUAUGUUUCCCUAUCUCUCGCUCUGCAAGAGGAAAUGGGCUUGUUUUCAUGUGAUUAGCAGGCAGAGGAACUUGUGAAAGUGACACAGCUGUACUGUAAAAAGAAAGCCCCACCCCACAGAGUUUGUUACCAAAGGAGCUUAACUGCUGGCUCUGAUAGACCUGAGAGCAGGACUGCCUGCAACAUGGAGCGAGAGCCGAUGCGCAUAAGGGAGGGCUACUUGGUUAAGAAGGGUAGCAUGUUUAAUACUUGGAAGCCGAUGUGGGUUGUUCUCUUAGAAGAUGGAAUUGAAUUCUACAAGAGGAAGUCUGACAGCAGCCCCAAAGGGAUGAUUCCACUAAGAGGAAGCACCAUCAACAGCCCAUGCCAAGAUUUUGGCAAAAGAAUGUUUGUCUUCAAGCUCACUGUGGCCAAGCAACAGGACCACUUUUUUCAAGCCUCUUACCUGGAAGAAAGAGAUGCUUGGGUAAGGGAUAUCAGAAAGGCAAUUCAGUGCAUAGAUGGAGGUCAAAGAUUUGCCAGGAAAUCCACAAGAAAAUCCAUCAGACUGCCUGAAACAAUCAACUUGAGUGCUUUGUACCUCUCGAUGAAAGAUCCUGAAAAGGGAAUAAAGGAAUUGAAGCUGGAAAAAGAUAAAAAAGUGUUCAAUCACUGCUUUACAGGCACUGCUGUAAUUGACUGGCUGGUGUCUAGCAACUCCAUCCGAAAUCGCAAAGAAGGCCUCAUGCUUGCCUCCUCUCUCUUGAGUGAAGGCUACCUACAGCCUGCAGGAGAUACAUCCAAGGCUGCAGCUGAGGGACUGUCAGAUACCCCUUUCCUGGAUCUCAGCGAUGCCUAUUACUACUUUCCUGACAGCGGAUUUUUCUGUGAGGGGAAUUCUAGUGAUGAUGAUGUGGUCCUGAAAGAAGAAUUCAGAGGCGUGAUAGUCAAACAAGGAUGUUUACUAAAACAGGGGCAUCGGAGGAAAAACUGGAAGGUGAGGAAGUUUGUUCUGAGAGCUGAUCCUGCAUUCUUACACUACUAUGAUCCUGCUGGAGGAGAAGAUCCUCUAGGAGCAAUCCACUUGAGGGGCUGCGUGGUGACUGCAGUGGAAGAUAUGCCAGACUCCAAGAAGUAUGACGUCGAAAACAACCUGUUUGAAAUAAUCACAGCAAGUGAAAUUCACUAUUACUUGCAAGCAGCUUCAUCUGCAGAGCGUACAGAGUGGAUCAAAGCAAUUCAGGCAGUUGCUAGGACUGGGAAGUGAAGAUGAUCCACCAGCAAGAAGGACAACUGAAACUGAUUGCUCAAAACAAAAUGGGAAUUCUAGCUUUUCACUGAGAUAAAGUAGUGGCAACCAGAAAAGCCUCCUAAGGCUUGUGGGUUUGGGGGCGUGAAGUAAGUUUCACUUCUGUAGUGGGCACUACCACAAAAGAAGUGGAAAGUGUCUUACUAAAUUAUAGCGUAGAAUAUGUUACAUUAGUGUGCGCUUCCUGUAGCAUUCAGUAUACGUUGGGAAGGUUAUAUCUUAUGCCUUUCCCUGCUGCCACUGCUUCACCAUUAACGGGACAGGAUCAUGUUGCUGUCUGUACAUAAGGAAUAGCCACUUAUGCAUCAGUCUCUAUGCGUCUGAGUAUUUUCUAAUAACUCAAAGGAUUCCCAAGGUGAACUUCAUGCUUUCUUCUUUACUAGCCCAUCUUUCUACUGCUGUGUUCAGCUAUCCAAGUAAUGCAGUAGAGCUAAGGAAAGAAACCUUAUUUGGAAAUGUGACCCACACGUUUAUAAUCCUUCAGUGUUAAGGAAGGGAAGAGAGCAGACAACUGUGGUAGCACUAUGCAGAAAGCAUGUACAGAUCAAUGACAGCAGUGUGAGUAUCCAUGCAGGAAAAAUCUUUGCCUGUGUUUUUGCAAACAUGAAGCAAUCUCAGUUUUUCUGUACCCGCUUUAUUUCAACCUUCACUCAAUUUCUCCAAAAGAAUCUGCUCCAGGACUGUUGUUUUACUUCAUUUUGAUCUCCAGUGCAGCUGCUGGAGUGUCAUGUACUUGAAUUAAGUGUCAUGUAUUUGAAUUAAGAAUUAAGAAUCUUUCAGGGAGAGAAGGAUCCAUUCAUUCCUUGAAUCCCCAACUGAGUUGUUGAUUAGAGUCUUUCUUAACCUACAGAAAUAUAUGCGAUGCUUGUCUCUGUGCUUUAAGUCAUAUUAGAGAAGUGUCAUUUGAUGGUGUCAGGUUACCUGAUCAAUCUUUGGUUUUUGUUGUACUAUAUGCCUCAAACUUCCAAGUCUUCAAACAUUGAGCAAGAACUGGAGUUAAACGCGUGAGGUUCUGCGUGUAGCCUGUUCCUGUUGCAUACAGAUGUCUGAGUGCAAGUAAACUUAAAAUAAAUAAAUAAAUUAGCUUCCUUAUCCUUAAGUAAUCUUCUUCAGCACUCUUAUUCAGAUUUCUUGAAACUAAGAAAUAAACAUGGUUCUAAAGCUUA